UCGACACCAAUCCACCCCGAUCGGGAUCCGGACAGGUCAACCGAGCGGCUCGGAAGCAGCUGUACUUAUCAUCGCCGGUGCUCUACAGCAAUCAGUCGCUCAGGAGCUUCGGCCAAGUAAAGUCGCUCUAGUUAAAAACCCAACCACCGAAGCAUCAUGUCUGAGAAGAAGGAAAAGAAGACCAAGAAGAAGGCCUCCUCCAAGGAAGAGACUCCCGCCGAUACCCCAGCACCAGAAACCCCGGCGGCACCUACCCCCUCGGAUUCCGGCUCUCAGCGAGGAUCCACCCGUGGCUCGUCCUCCCGCAAAGCCAAGAAGGCCCCAUCCUCCGUCUUCGUCCUCUUCUCCCAGAAGCAGAUCGCCGAAUUCAAGGAGGCUUUCCAGCUAAUGGACAACGACAAGGAUGGUGUGAUCGGCAAGAACGAUCUGCGCUCGACCUUCGAUGCCCUGGGUAAACUGGUUUCCGAUAAGGAAUUGGACGAAAUGCUUGGCGAAGCACAGGGCCCACUCAACUUCACCCAGCUGCUGACGCUGUUCGCCAACCGCAUGUCCGGUGGUGGCCAGGAUGACGAUGAUGUCGUCAUCAAUGCAUUCAAGGCCUUCGACAUGAACGGCAAGAUCGAUGGCGAGAAGUUCCGUUACGCACUGACCCAUUGGGGCGCGGACAAGUUCACCGACGACGAGGUUGACGAUGCCUUCGACCAGAUGAUCAUCGACGAUAAGGGCUUCAUCGACACCGCUGCCCUGAUCGGAAUGCUCACCGGCACCGAAGAGGGAGAGGAAGAAUAAACUCCUCGCUUCCUCCUUCCACAUCCUUUCACCUCCCCCUCUGUUUAAUCUUUUAAACAACCUUUUUCUAUUUAUUUUAACAACAACUUAUCUUGUAUAAAAAAAGAAAAACAACAUCUACAAAAAGAACAAGCAGUGACAACAACAACAAUACGGAGAACAUCUUCAUGUUAAUCACAAUUCCAUUUGCUUAAAUCAUCUGAUUCUAAAUUAUAAUUUUUAUUUUCUUAUGAUAAGACAUGAUUUUUAAGCUAUAAGAAGAAUAAAGUUAUAUAGAAAAAAAACUGGAAAAAAAUCUAUAAAAAUAAAGUGAAAAAAAGUGCAAAAGAACUCUCGUACCGAGGAGUAAAAACUUACAAA
Messenger RNA from Armigeres subalbatus, 1149 nucleotides. Its product is annotated as myosin regulatory light chain 2-like. NCBI's taxonomy places the organism in Eukaryota, Metazoa, Arthropoda, Insecta, Diptera, Culicidae. Gene Ontology annotation, molecular function: myosin heavy chain binding; calcium ion binding. Gene Ontology annotation, biological process: post-embryonic development; locomotion. Bases 157 to 789 code for a protein of 210 amino acids. The record is from RefSeq and is a predicted model, not a curated record. Gene Ontology annotation, cellular component: cytoplasm; myosin II complex. The transcript is spliced from 3 exons.